GGCCACGAUCGGCCGCGAACUGCUCCCGCAAGCCCCCUCUGGCCCGCUCGCCCCCGCCCCGCUCGUCUCGCUCGUCCCGCGCACGGCCGCCGCCGCUCCGCUCGCCCCGCUCGCUGACGCCCCCCUUUGUCGAUGCCCCGCCCCGCUAGCCCCGCGCAUGGCCGCCGCCGAUCCGCUCGCCCCGUGCAUGGCCGUCGUCGCUCCGCUCGCCCCGCGCCGCACGCGCCCCGGGCCCGCCGGAGCCCCGCCGCCAACCCCUCCACCUCCCUACCACGCCGCCACCAUCGUUCGCCAUCGCAGUCCGCCACCGGACGUCGCCGGCGCAUCUCCUCGACUGUGCUUCCAUCCCUCACCCACCUCACCAUGCAUCUUCUGGACUCCGGAGGAUCCCACGGGAGGUUGCCCGUGGCUGUGCCGACGAGGAGCGUCGGAUGCGAUGGACAUCCAUGAUGGGGAUGGCGUCGCGAGGGCUGCGUCUAGUGGUGGACUCCCACAUCACGCCCUAGAUGAUCGAACUACAGGUUAGAUUCUCCGCGAGAGUGAGAUUUCACUCUGCAGCUUGACGAGCCAACCACUCUGGUUUGGUCAAGCCAUAGUAGACUGCUUUACCUCCAGGCCACAUGAGAAAAUUCCAGCUCAUGGGAGAUCAACCAACGACACAAGACCCUUGCAAGCGCCGGCGCCCGCCCAGCAGCUGGUUGCCAUGAUUUGCCGUCUCACUUGGAUUGGCUUCUCAAUGAAUCCCCACGGCAGGAGUAUGCGAGCUUACAGGCUUGAGUGGCUCAGCAGCAGCAGCAGAGAUAUCAAGCCGCAUUUUCUUGGAUAAUUCCAUGACAACUUUCAUCUCUGCAACGCAAAAUGAGCAGGGGCAGACUAAUUAGCCUUAUUUAUCUUCAAUAGAUGCAUGCAUAUGCAAGAUCAAGAACCGAUAUGUUCAGAAGACCCUUGAAAUCAACAGGGGAACAUCUCUCUGUUCAUGAAGCAUCGCCAACGCUAGCCCUUGUUGGCUUAUUGCCCAUGGCGACCGAGCAGGCGGGAGAAGGUUUUAUGUCCCGAUGACGACUAGGGCGCUUGUGAUGCUCAGGUUGGCGUGACUGAUGAUGUAUAGCCAUUCCUGGGAUCUGGAAGAUUUGGUACUCAUUGGCCGAGUAGUAGGUCUCUUCAUGCAAGUUUUAAUAGGCAAACUGUUCUCUUUUCUGCCACACAGACUCAGGACGUUAGGGGAUCUAUUAUUCAGCCUAUUCAAAUUUCCCCCCAAUUUUUUCGGCGGCAAUGCUUAUGUCGUGUCAUCCCACAUGUUGUAGAUUUUACAAAUUUUACGUUUGGGAAAAAGGAAGAAAGACAACGAAAACUUGUUUAUAUUGGAGUAGAUGACUCUGAGUUAAAGAAGGUGGGUGGACUCUCAAAAGGCCAUCUGAGGUUUCUGCAGCUGACGGUGCCGGGCUUCCCAUUGCUGCAGGCACAACACUAUAGGCAUUGGGGUCCAUUGGUGCCAAGUUUGCCGGCAUCGGCAAGCCAUUAAAGAAAAAUUGACAGGAAAUCAGGGAGGCAGAUAAAGUGAAAGCCGUGAUCAAGAGGAAGUCAAUCUGAAGCAGAACUGGAAUUGGGGAAGUAAUCUUGCGCUCUCCCAGCCAGACAUGGAAAAUUAUGGAGACAUGUCUCUGACGAACAUGGGAGCUGAAGAUACAUAUGCCAUAGGCCAUGUCAAGCACCAGCUUUAUCUUCCGGGGUGAUUUGUUACUUUUCCUGGUCGUGUUCCUAGACGGGACUAGGAUUUUCGUUUGCAUCGGUGCCUAAUCAGUCGCCGGGUGCCAGCUAUAUUCUAAAGUGAGUGAUGGUAUUUUUCCAGUGUUCAAGUACCUGCAACAUUGGAAGCAGGGACUCCUAUACAUGGGCUUGCUACAGUCUUGCUUUCAGUUCUGACAGUCGUUGUUUCUCGUCGGGUCGAAAUGAGAAACUAAGGUGUUACGUCUCACCUCUCCAGUGACCACUCUCGCGCCUCCUCUCCUCCUACAUAUUACUUUUGCGCUUCCCCACCAACGGACCUUUCGCCAUGCCCGCGUCCGUCAUGCCCACGAUGCAGCCAUGGUGGUAUGACCGGCCGUAGCCCAAUGUCACGGUGGGGAGGUCGGGGUCGUCCAAGCUUCGACAGAAGUUGAUGAGGAAGAGGAGAGGUAUGCGAGUUGCAAUGGUGGAGGGCUGGAGCCUGGAGGCAGUGUCGGGAGGUCGAGGAUGAGAAAUAUGCGCUCCGUAGUGUGUGAGUGCAGCAUGCUCGCCGGGAUGCCACACAGAUGGGCGCCAUCAGGAUCCAUGGCUGGGUCAAUUUGGAGGUCAACUCCAGCAGGGCCACUGCCGUGAUGUGCCUCAUCAUGCUGGUGAUCUCAAGUGUGUUUUUGGUCUGAGAUAUAAGUUUUGUGUUUGGUGAGUCACUUUUGUAGGUGCAUGAGGGACAUCGGUGCGACGCGCUGCGGCAUGGUUGCGGGAGGAGCUGCGGUGCAAGACAUGGAUUUGUGAGCCCUCCUGUGAAAGAAGGCGACGGGCGAGAUGAACACAAGCGGCCCCCGACGGCGUACAUGGGCUCAAGCCAGCACGGGUUCACGGCGGAGCAGCUGCCUCACAAUUCGAUGUGCUCUUUUUAUUCCUUUUCAGAUCCAUUUUCCCACAUAGCUCUCAAUAAGAACUAGGGAUCAGGAAAUUGAUCGCUUCGAAGUAAUGAGCAUAUGUAUUCUUUCUUAUGCAUGAAGGUAUAUAUGAAGCAUGUUGUUGUUGUCAAUUCUUGCAGCACAGGGGAUUUUUGGUGAUCAAGCGGUCAACCCAUCAGCCAAUGCCCUCAUAUUCUUCAUUGGGUGUGCUUACACCUUUUUUUUGUAAGAUGGCACAUGGUAGCGCUGCUAUAGUAUAUCAAGAGAAGAUUUACAAAAUCUGCAGGUGUAUAAUUACACUUGAUCUAUGCAUCUUUGUCCAAAUUGGAAUAAAUCUUGUGCAGCGCGAAUGUCAUGUGAAGACGCUACUGAGAGUUGUGCCGUUGUUUGAAAAACUAGCAAACCUGGAAGCUGCACCAGCAGCUCUCGCACGACGUUUCUCCGUUGAGUGGUACAGAAACAACAUCAAUGGUAAACAAGAAGUAAUGAUUGGUUAUUCAGAUUCUGGGAAGGAUGCUGGCCGUUUCUCUGCUGGCUGGCAACUGUACAAAGCUCAAGAGGAGCUUAUUAAGGUUGCGAAGGUGUUUGGGGUUAAGUUGACUAUGUUCCACGAACGAGGAGGAACUGUUGGAAGAGGCGGGGGUCCUACUCAUCUUGCUAUAUUGUCACAACCUCCAGAGACAAUCCAUGGAUCACUUCGGGUAACUGUUCAAGGUGAAGUCAUGGAGCAGUCCUUUGGGGAGGAGCAUUUGUGCUUCAGAACUAAUAAAACGUUAAGUGUUGCUUGUUGGGUCACUGCAACUUUGCACCAUGUUCAGUAUUAUAUAUUAUAUUGUGCACAGUGCCAGAGACAUAUAUGUUACUAAUAUGCAUGUAUUUAUGGCAUUGUAUGAUUUUGUUUA
Molecule: messenger RNA, 3544 nt
Organism: Hordeum vulgare subsp. vulgare (domesticated barley)
Lineage: Eukaryota; Viridiplantae; Streptophyta; Magnoliopsida; Poales; Poaceae
Product: phosphoenolpyruvate carboxylase, housekeeping isozyme-like
Exons: 11
Coding region: 2735-3508 (257 amino acids)
Biological process (GO): carbon fixation; tricarboxylic acid cycle; leaf development
Cellular component (GO): apoplast; cytosol; chloroplast
Molecular function (GO): phosphoenolpyruvate carboxylase activity
Source: RefSeq, a predicted model, not a curated record